AAAUAAUGGUUGGUAUCAAUUUAUAUUUGUUUACAGAGAAGAAGUGCAUAUGCUUGAAAUAUCCGACGAAGACGAGCCUGUAACUUAUGUGAAAAAUGAGUCUAUUGGUUCUAAACCGAUACCUAUGGCGACUAUGCGCAGCUCUAAACUCGCAGCGAUGGCAGCGAACAUUAAAUCUCCAGAAGCUGACAAUGACACUGAUAUGGAUAAUCCCGUUGAACUGGAGCAUAAUAUGGAAGCUUUAGCCAACGAUGCGUCGAUGAAGCUAGAUGAUAUCCUAAUUGUCCCGGAAAUACUCGAUGAUAGUAAUAUUCAAAAUUAUAUUGGGAGUACAGAAGACGAUAACAGCAAUUCUAAUAAAGUAAAUGAGAGACUCAAUCAAAUAGGUGGCGGAAGAAGUGUUUUAGUGACAAGUAACAAUGAGCAAUGCAAUGAAAAUAGAGUGAUAAAAUCGCCACAAACAGAGAAUAACAGUUAUGAUAGGGCAAGCCCGAGUUCAUCAAGAGAUUUAUCGGUGAGCCGUGUAAAUCCUUCUGGAAAAACUGAUGAUAAUUACAGGGAAGAAAUGUACAAUCAUGUGGAACAUACACAGAAUAAUCUGAAACAGAUACACAGUGACUUGAGUGAUAUGUUGCGUAAUGAAAAAACUUGCAGCAUUGAUGCUAAUACUCUUCUUGAGUUGUUGAGUGCACAGGAUCCAACGGGGUUUGGAUUAUCAACUAAUCCAGAAUUGAAUCUAGAUUGUGGGAAAGAGGAUGAUGAUCAUAUAAUUCCAGAUUCUGUCAAUGAAUCUACGGGUUCACUUAUGGCAUAUAAUCCCUCAACCUGCAACCUAUUUGAUUUUGAUGAGGAGAUGCUCUUGGGAAAUACAUCUUUAUCAAAUCCACCAGAAUUACAGAUGAACAAUCUCUAUACUUCAGAUAUAGAUAUAGGGGAUACGAAGGUUUCACUUCUUGAUGCUCUAGUAACAAAUAAUAUGAAUGCAAAAUCAUAAACAUUAAAUAUGGUUGAUCACUGUUGCAUCCAAUUUUUUGGUUUUAGUGAUUUUAUUUUGAGUGGAUAAGCACAAGCGAUAUCUUUAAUCAACAGAACUACUAAAAUUAAAAAGAAUACAAAUCUCAAUAUAUUCCAUAAUUACUAAGAUUCUGUAAAUUUCAACAUAUAAUGAUAGAUAUUUUUAAGUAUCUUUAUAAGCGCUUAGCAUGUAAAAUCUAUUGAGUUUGCAUUAGAAAACAAGAUCUUAUUGAAAUUAAUAAUUUCUGUUUAACACUUAAUAAUAUAACAAAAGUUAUAUUAUUUCCAUUAUAAGUUUCUAUUAAUAUGAAUUAGUAAUAUUCCUGUUUAUAAUUAAAUAAGAAAGUAAUGCAACUGUAAUGUAACUGUAAAUAUUCU
This is a messenger RNA of Temnothorax curvispinosus, 1392 nucleotides long. RefSeq lists its product as uncharacterized. Bases 50 to 994 code for a protein of 314 amino acids. The record is from RefSeq and is a predicted model, not a curated record. The transcript has 5 exons. Lineage: Eukaryota; Metazoa; Arthropoda; Insecta; Hymenoptera; Formicidae.